CUGGUCUUCUCUGUCAUUAUUUAACAGAACAGGUUGAUCACAUAAACAAACUGUAGCUGAUCCUGUUGGGAGAAACCAGAACGUGAAAAUCGGUCCUAUCUAUCUAACUCGCAUACCCGAAAGAUCUCAGCAAAAAUGCCUCUUGCUAGAGAUUUGCUGCAUCCCAGUUUAACUGAGGAGAGGAGGAGACACAAGAAGAAGAGGCUUGUGCAGAGUCCCAACUCGUAUUUCAUGGAUGUUAAAUGCACAGGCUGCUAUAGAAUCACCACAAUCUUCAGCCAUGCUCAGACACCAGUACCUUGUGGGGGGUGUUCUCUUAUCCUCUGCCAGCCUGGAGGGGGCAAAUGCAGACUUACUCCAGGUUGUGCCUUUAGAAAGAAACACACCUGAGCAGAAAUAUGGGACCACCUGUCAGGCAUCAGAAUGGACCAUUCAUGAAAAAAAUGAGUCUCACACUCCUUGAAAUGAAGUGUCCUAAUCCUUGGAGAAGAAACAUCACCUCUCUCUGAGCAUCUUGUUGAUUUGGAGGGCAAUUGGGUUCCUCCGAUAGGGUUUCAUUGGAUAGGGGUGGAGCUUUGAAGCUCAAGAAAAACUCGAAGUUGUAAACCUGCAGACAUUCCGUUGUGAUCAGAGCAAAUCACAUUAAUAUUAGAUUGCUAAAAAAUGAAGCACUCAGUGUUUAUAAAUAUGUACACAGUAUCUACAUCAACAUGAUUAUAGACUUGAAAGUACAAAAAAGUCAAACAAGGUUGAUUUCUGUAAAACAUUUAUUAGAUUGACAUAGAGAGAGGGGUGGUGAAUUAAAUUUCUCAAGAUGGUGUCCUGGCCCUGGCAUGAGAUGAAACCACGAUGACCAUCACAAACAAAAAUAAAACAUUUUAAGAAUUUA
This is a messenger RNA of Notolabrus celidotus (New Zealand spotty), 889 nucleotides long. Its product is annotated as 40S ribosomal protein S27-like. Bases 136 to 390 code for a protein of 84 amino acids. The record is from RefSeq and is a predicted model, not a curated record. The transcript has 4 exons. NCBI's taxonomy places the organism in Eukaryota, Metazoa, Chordata, Actinopteri, Labriformes, Labridae. Gene Ontology annotation, biological process: translation; ribosomal small subunit assembly. Gene Ontology annotation, cellular component: cytosolic small ribosomal subunit; ribosome. Gene Ontology annotation, molecular function: structural constituent of ribosome; RNA binding.